Molecule: messenger RNA, 4130 nt
Organism: Anopheles merus
Lineage: Eukaryota; Metazoa; Arthropoda; Insecta; Diptera; Culicidae
Product: F-box only protein 25
Exons: 6
Coding region: 1024-2091 (355 amino acids)
Biological process (GO): protein ubiquitination
Cellular component (GO): SCF ubiquitin ligase complex; cytoplasm; nucleus
Molecular function (GO): protein binding
Source: RefSeq, a predicted model, not a curated record
GUGCGCUGACGACAGAGAGGACCAGAAAACGUACACAGCUCCUCUUGGACGCAUCGGAACCGUACCGUAGGCGAAUGUCCGCGAAACUCCACUUCAAUUAACGCAUUUCGGAAUUCGGCUGGCCCAUUGCUGAUGCUGCUUUGCAAAGUGUGUGUGUGUGUGAGUAUGUAAUAUGAUGAAAGUUCCUUAAAAACCGCACACAAAGCACAGAGAGCGGGUCAUUCGAGUCUCGAUCACAGGGGUGCAUCAAACCGAACCAAACCAGCUGCGAAUGCACCAGCGUUAAGGAAACUGCACAUUCAAACAGCACACUACGGGGUCAGUGUAAAGUAAAACAAGCGGCCUCGCUAGCAACGUAUAUUACACAUGCAACAGCGCACGCGAAAAAGCGAAAGCUUCUGGUGUGCAGGCCAUUGCGCGCUUGUUGACACGAAAAACUGCCUUUCCUGCCCGCCACUCUCGCGGUGAGGUCGUGCCCCACCGGUCAAGAAGGAAGUGAAUUAUACUGCCGCGAGUGAAAACCGUUGCAAAUUGCCAGAUUUUCAGAUACACGCGGAGAAGCUGGAGGGAAUUGCAUCCACCGCGUAGCGGCUGCAUAGAGAAAGUAACGUUUGCAGCAUCAUUAACAGCAGUGCCGGUGUGUUUGUGUCUGUGUUGAGUGUUUUCCUUGUUUUCCGUGGCCUACUAGCGGGCGGGUACACUGGGGUUGCAAAAAGAAAAAAAAAGAAAACGUUUAAUGUCAUCCGCGUAGGGUUUGCCACACCACGAAAUAGCGCGCGCGGUUUGUGUCUUCUGGGAAGACAUUUUGCUCUGUAGUGGCUUAAAGCAGGCGGUGAAGAAAAUUUUCCACUUCCGUUGCUAGCUACCGUCCAAGAAGAACGAGCUAGGCGGAUUCGUUUCCAUUUCUCCGUGUCGGUGGCAAAGCUUAUCUGGCCAGUGAGAUUAGUAGGUACGCGUGUUGUGCGCAGUGCAGUUUUCCAUAAGUCGCUUGUGAAAGGUGCUCCAGAGAAACCACGCGAAAGGAUGCCGUUCAUUUCCAAGGAUUGGCGCUCGCCGGGAGACUCCUGGGUGAAGACGGACGAGGGCUGGGAGAAGCUGAAGGUGCUGGAGUGUGUCAAGCGGAAACGAUGCAUUUCGGAAUGCAGCAGCACCAGUGACACCGAGAACGACACUGAGAAUGGCGACAACGAAGUAGUACCGCCACACUGUCACAUCACGCUGAAGUGCACCCGGGAGAUUGCCGGCUUCAACGGGCUCGGGGAGGCGGUCCGGCGGCUCGAUUUCCGCAGCUCGGUACGGGACGGCCGUCGGUUUAACUACGUCUGUGCGCUGCUCCGGCUGCUCGUGUCCGGCAAGGGCAUCACCAGCCUUCCGGGCGGUGCCCAGCGGCUGCUGCUCCAGAUGCUGGAGGAGGUGGCGACGUACGUGAGCGACUCGCAGCAGAACAUUAACGUGCUGCGGGGGCUGGUGCAGCAGCUGCGCGCGCUGCUGAACCAGGAGAACCAAAAGUGCUGGGGCAAACCGCUCGGCAGCCAGAGCCUGUGGGCCGAGCACGUGCAAACCAUCCAGCGCAUACAGGAUAUAGCUAGUCAGAUUGAAAUUAAGGAGCCCGGUCCAAACAUUCGUCCAAAACUACACGACCUGCCCGAGGAGUGUGUGCGCGAGAUCAUACUCCGAAUCACCGACUACAAGGAUCUGGAAGCGUCGGCCUCCGCCUGGUCGCUGAUGGCCGCCCUCAUCUCCGAGCAGCGGGUGUGGCGCGAGCUGUCCCACUACCACUUCACCAAGCAGCAGAUCGAUGUGGUGCUGGAGAAGAUGUGUCUGCAGGAUACGAAGGAGCGGCACCGCAACUGGCAGGCGAUCUACCACGCCUUGCGCAAGAUGUACGGUGUGCGGGAGGAGCUUCAGUAUGCGGAAAUUCUAGCGUUCUGUCGGCUGUGUCGCUGCCUGUUCUGGCCUUCCGCGGGCCAUCCGUGCAUCGUCGACCAGUGUCCCGACUUUCGGCAGCGCGUCCAGGAGGCGGGCAACAGCAACAGCAACGAAACACAGCCCGUGCCGCCGGCAAAGUUUCUGCAAUACUUUUCGCUGUAAGCGAGUGAGGAGCAGAGCCUCUCUUAACCGAACCAGCAGAGCAAAUGCGUAGGAAAAGAGAAACCAUGCGCUGUUGUUGUACUUCCAUUGCUGGCAAUGAUCACGGGCGAUAGCAGAACGUUUGAAGAAUCUGGUGCGCGGACGCCAACAAAGGACACGAAAAGGAUCGAUACCGAACAGCCACAGCCACUCUAUCUUCACUCAACUACAUAUAUAUUAUAUUUUUCUAAACUAAACAGAGAACCAACAAGACAAGCCGAGCAGUGUGCGUAAUUCUUGUGUUCAAACGUGGCGACAUCCCCAUGGAGAGAGAGAGAGAGAGUGAGACGUUAGUGAUACAUGACUACAUCUUGUCAAAUCCCGGUUAACCACACACGAAAAAGAACUGACAGAGGGGUUUUAAAGCGCCAAACACAACCGACCCACAGGAGCCGGCACUGUUAUAGGGAGAAGAAAAGCUUAGAAACGAUCGAAAACAAGAAAACACAACUUUAUAUAUAUUCAUAAAAGAGUAACCCAACACAGAGACACAUAUUUUGGGAAGAUAAGGCGCCGGCGUGUAAGUUUUACCGUUUAAAAAGAACUAUUUUCAAAAGAGCCAGCAAAUCCAUAUUUAAUCCGUUGCAUGUGGACAGGAAUGUGCUACAAACUAUUUACCUAAUGUACCGGCAUGUGUUGUAAUAAUCAGCGGCGACCGUGUGGUUUACCAAAAUCCCACACACACACACACACGACAUCGGACAAUACGGUUCGUACAGGAAAUUCUUGAGCCCGUUUUUUUUUUCAAACAACCAUUCACUUUCUUACCGAUAGUAAUGGUGUUGUAGCAUACGUAAUAUAGGAAUAUGAAUUUUGUAUAGCAAGUUACUCCUUUAACCCGUAUCACCACUACUCUACAAAUGUGAUCGAUCGGAGCUAUUGCAAUUUCUUCACGUGUUUAGUCAGAACGGACGCAGUUUUUCUCUAUCUAAUUGUGAUAAGUGAAAGUAGUUGGUUAGACUUGGUUGUUCAAACAGUGUUCGCCCGUUUCGUGCGUAGUAAUAAUGAUCUUGAUUCGAUGAUAUUAACACAAAAGGUGACCGAAAGAAGGAAAACUAGAGAAUGGAAAGGGAUGGUUUGAAGUUUGAAGGCGAGGUUGUGUGUAAAGAUGAAAUUGUUGAGCAGUCAGAAGACAGAUGAGUAUGUAGCAAUUAUGUGAUAUGUGAAAAGCGAUGCAUGCGGAUGGCGAGAGGAUAGAGAUCGGAAAAGGCAAUCGGAGAGAUGGCAGAAAUAGGAAACAUUUUUCAUAAAGUGAAUGUUAGUUUUUUAGCAUUGCAACAUUGCAUUCAAUUUUAUGUACAGAGAUGAACGAACCUAGCUUUUUGGGACGUUUUGUGCGGACUCUUUCGAACGCGGUUAGCUUAGCGUACACAUCGAACGUACUCGAAGUAGAUGCUACUGCUGUGAAGAAGCACUCGAUGGCGUACCGUAUCGAUAGCUAAUUUAAUUUCCCGUUCCUGACUCGUUCAACUAUUUUACAUGCGAUGCGCAAUACUGGUGGACGGCGGGAAGGAGCAGCAUCCUCAAAUCCGAUAUCAUAUCUCGUAGAAUAAGCAUAAAUAUCGUUUGAUUUCACUGAUAGUAUAAACAAUUAUUUCAAUUCUCUUCUUCGACAGUUCGAGGACGGAUUCCCCCCCCCCCCUCACCAGAUUCAGUGUUCCGCUGUGUCCGUGUUUGAUAGUGUAUGCAUCGUUGGAAUUAUAGAUUCCCUUCAUUUCUCGUUCAAUGGAAGCAAAUCGACACAAAACACGCUUAGUAGAAUUCCAUGUAGCAGCAGCUCUGGCGGGAUGGGUAAAAGUCCCGCGCCGAGCGUCGUAUAUAGGACAGGGAUGGAGUUGAGCUGAUGGAAGCAAAGAAAAGCUUAACUGGAACGUACUGGCUGGCGAUGAGCGAUGCGCCGAGGGAAAGCUAAGUAGGACGUAACUUACUCAAGUAAUGGAAGCAAAAUAUCACUACAGACAAGUGAAGAAUUUUAAGUAAAUCUAUUACGAUAUUAAAAA